AUGUCAGUCGAAAUGUACAUGAACCACCCAUCAAACCGUAUCGAGGGGCCAUACCAAGAGCUGCCCGAAGAGGAGCACAGCCCAGGCCUCUGGGGCGGUUCUUGGACACAGCAAGGGCAGGCACCCGCGAGGCUGCAAGAGAUUCACGAGUCCGACGUCAGCUCCGAAUAUUCCGGCUCUGAAGGCGCAGAACCGCCGCACGACUUCCAUGAGAUACGAACGAACAACUAUAAUAGUAUGGAGAGCCUGAACAAAACAUACAAGCAACAGGAUGAGACGGCACUAGAAUACCAAAGAAAGGCUCGGGAUUUGCUGAGAAGGGCUCAGCAAAAGCUGGAAAUGAUUGCGUAUGAACUCAGGAAUCAUCGGAAGGACAAGCCAGAGAACGCAGCCGUAGUUGAAGCGUCGGCUUGA
Messenger RNA from Clonostachys rhizophaga, 414 nucleotides. The record is from the annotation of a GenBank genome assembly. NCBI's taxonomy places the organism in Eukaryota, Fungi, Ascomycota, Sordariomycetes, Hypocreales, Bionectriaceae.